GGUAGUGUUGGAAAAUACUCGGAAAUUAUUGUGUAUUGCUUGCUUCAAAUAUUUUCUAUGCAAACUCAAAAAUAAUAAUCACAGCCAGAGUUCUUUGCAAUUUUGAGGCAGUGAGCGGGGAUUUGGCUGCCGACGGCUGCGAGAUUUGGCCAGAAACUCUGGUGGCAAUGUGCUGGGCAAGAUGUCCCGACUCGCUGAUUACUUCGUAAUUGUCGGCUACGACAGCGAUAAGGAGAAAACGGCCAGCAAUGUGUGCGGGCAGCCAACUUGCGGCAAGAUCGUACAGCGCUUUCCCGAAAAAGAUUGGCCGGACACUCCGUUUAUCGAGGGCAUUGAAUGGUUCUGCCAGCCUCUGGGAUGGAACUUAUCGUACGAGAAGCAGGAGCCCAAGUUCUUCGUAUCCGUGUUGACGGAUAUCGAUGCCAACAAGCACUACUGCGCCUGUCUCAGUUUCCACGAGACGCUGGCCAUCACCCAGACACGGAGUGUAGACGACGAGGAUGAGACCAUUGGAAGCAGUAGGCUGCUGGGCAGCGAGCCCACAACAGAGACAGUGGCGCCAGCUCCAAUCACCCACCACAGUGUUAUGUAUGCGCCCAAGUGCCUGGUUCUCAUAUCUCGAUUGGAUUGUGCGGAAACUUUUAAAAACUGCCUAGGCACUAUAUACACGGUGUACAUCGAGAACCUGGCAUACGGAAUGGAGACCCUUAUAGGCAACAUCUUGGGCUGCAUCCAGGUUCCUCCUGCUGGUGGACCCCAGGUACGCUUCUCGAUCGGCGCGGGUGACAAGCAGUCGUUGCAGCCGCCGCAGAGCUCCUCACUGCCUACAACCGGAAGUGGAGUGCACUUCUUGUUUAAACAGCUCGGCAUCAAGAACGUGUUGAUAUUACUCUGCGCCGUGAUGACAGAAAACAAGAUCCUAUUCCUGUCCAAGUGCUACUGGCAUUUGACCGAGAGCUGCAAGGCCUUGGUGGCGCUGAUGUAUCCCUUUCGAUACACCCAUGUGUAUAUACCCAUUCUGCCGGCGCCACUCACUGAGGUACUGUCCACGCCUACACCCUUCAUCAUGGGCAUACACAGUUCACUGCAGACAGAGAUUACGGACCUGAUGGAUGUAAUAGUCGUGGAUUUGGACGGUGGUCUUGUCACCAUUCCCGAGUCGCUUACGCCACCUGUUCCAAUAUUGCCAUCUCCGUUGUGGGAGCAGACGCAGGAGCUGCUCAGCAUGAUCCUAUUUCCGAAUCUGGCCCAGGCGGAUCUGGCAUUUCCCACCCAAGAGCGCCCGUCGGCGCUGGCCAAGACUGACGCCCAGAUCGACAAGGAGCUUCGCGCCAUCUUCAUGCGUCUCUUUGCCCAGAUGCUGCAAGGUUAUCGCUCCUGCCUGACCAUAAUUAGGAUCCAUCCAAAGCCAGUGAUCACCUUCCACAAGGCCGGUUUCCUCGGCGCCCGCGAUCUCAUCGAGAGCGAGUUCCUUUUUCGAGUUCUGGACAGCAUGUUUUUCACUACAUUUGUUAACGAACGAGGACCUCCUUGGAGGGCCUCCGAUGCAUGGGAUGAGCUAUACAGCUCCAUGAACGAAUUGCUCAAAACGGAAGCUCAAAACAGGAAUCUCAUACUCACACAUAUCCAGGAGCUGGGUCGAAUCCUCCAGGAAAACGAGGGAACUCUGGCCCACACUAGCUAUGCCCAAAAGGUGCUGCGUCCUCCAGAAGGUGCCUUCCAGCGCAUCCAUCAGCCUGCCUUUCCGCGUAUUAGCUCCGAAAAGGUGGAGCUCAUAAUCCAAGAUGGAAUCCGGAAGAAUGGGACGACGCAGCGGUUCCAAAUCACCCGCAAUCAACACCGAAUUAUCCCUAUGGGACCACGGUUGCCCGAGGCAUUGGAUGUUCGCCCAAAUGUCCACAACUCUGCCAGGAGAUUGGAGGUCCUGCGUACCUGUGUUUCGUACAUAUUUGAGAACAGGAUUGCGGACGCUAGAAAACUUCUACCGGCUGUGUUACGCACACUGACCCACAGGGAUGCGCGCCUGAUCCUUUGCCGAGAGCUGUUCGGCUAUGUGCAUGGCAACAAGGCGGUGUUGGAUCACCAGCAGUUCGAAUUGGUGGUGCGUUUCAUGAACAAGGCCCUGCAGAAAUCAUCAGGAGUAGAUGAGUAUACCGUGGCGGCCGCCCUGCUGCCCAUGUCAACAAUCUUCUGCCGCAAACUAUCAUCUGGAGUGGUGCAGUUCGCUUACACGGAGAUUCAGGAUCAUGGCAUCUGGAAGAACCUUCAGUUCUGGGAGUCCACCUUCUACCAGGAUGUGCAGGGUCAGAUCAAGGCAUUGUAUCUGCUUCAUCGCCGCCAGAAUGAACACCAGAAGGAGGCCAAUUGCGUUCUGGACGAAGUGCCGCUGGAGGAGCCAUCAGCGCUAGAAAUCACGGCCGAACAGCUGCGAAAGAGCCCUACCAUCGAGGAGGAGAAGAAGUCCGAGCUAGCCAAAUCCGAGGAGUCUACGCUGUAUAGCCAAGCCAUCCACUUUGCCAAUCGCAUGGUCUCCCUACUGAUCCCACUUGACGUAAAUGUGGACGCUGCCAGUAAACCCAAACCCGCUUUCCGCCUGGAGGAGAAUCAGAGUGUUUCCAAUAGUAUUAUAGGCUCCCAUAGCCUAAGCGAACAUUCCGACGAAGGAUUUGAGGAGAACGAUGCGCUGGAGAUCAGCAAUACGGUGGCGAAGACCAUUUCCCGUUUCAUCGACUGCGUGUGCAACGAGGGCGGUGUUACCUCGGAGCACAUUCGAAAUCUGCACGACAUGGUUCCGGGGGUAGUGCACAUGCACAUCGAAUCCCUGGAGUCGGUCUAUCUGGAGGCAAAGCGACAUCCGCACGUACAAAAGCCGAAGAUCCAGACCCCUUGCCUAUUGCCCAGCGAGAACAUAGUGGCGGACCACCUGCGAUGCUUCCUUAUGCCCGACGGACGCGAGGACGACACCCAGUGUCUGCUUCCCGCCGAGGGGGCCCUCUUCCUGACCAACUACCGUGUGGUAUUCAAGGGAUCUCCCUGUGAUUCGCUCUCCUGCGAGCAGGUUAUCGUACGCUCCUUUCCGAUCGCCUCACUGCUGAAGGAGAAGAAGAUAUCGGUGCUGUACCUGUCGCACCUGGAUCAGACUCUCCCGGAGGGCCUGCAACUGCGCUCCAGCAGUUUCCAGCUCCUAAAAGUGGCCUUUGAUGUUGAGGUGACGCCGGAGCAGAUCGAGAACUUCAGGAAGAUAUUGAGCAAGGCGCGUCAUCCGUUCGAUGAGUUCGAGUACUUCGCCUUCCAAUCCUACGGAACUAUGCUUCAGGGUGUGGCGCCGCUGAAGACCAAAGAAAAGUAUUCAACGCUCAAGGGAUUCGCCAAGAAAACGUUACUGCUGACGGCCAAGAAAGCUGGCUUCAAGCAAAAGCAGCAAACCAAACGCAAGCUGGUUUCGGAUUACGAGAAUGGGAGAUCAGACGCUGAAGCCCUGGACACACAGUCGAUCGAUGACGAGCUGGAAGACGGAGAUGAGUUCGAGACUCAAAACAACACCAUGCCUAGACUGCUCACCGCCAAGGAUAUAGAAAGAAUGCGGGAGCGUAGCUACGUGCUCGACUGGAAGAGACUCGGAUUCGACGCUGAGUCGCAGCGUGGAUUCCGCAUCAGCAAUGUGAACACCAACUACGCCACUUGCCGAUCCUAUCCGGCAAUAAUCGUGGCCCCAGCCCAGUGUAGUGAUGCUGCCAUAAGUCACCUCGGCAGGUGCUUCAAGAGCCAGCGUAUCCCGCUACCCACGUGGCGGCAUUCCAACGGGGCUCUGCUCAUUCGCGGAGCUCAGCCCAACAGCAAGUCGGUCAUCGGAAUGCUGAAGAACACCACCGGCACCACGAAUGCCCACCAUGAUGUCACCCACUAUCCCGAGCAGGACAAAUACUUCCUGGCGCUGAUUAACACGAUGCCCAAGCUGACCCCCCUGGCCCUCAACCAGUACUCCGGCAUGAAUCUCUCGAUGGGCUCUCUGCUGGGUCACAGCUCAGCGGACGAGCGGCAGACUCUCACGCCGGAGCUGUCUCGGAAGCACAAGACCAAUCUGGACAUGAACGAUGGGGGCAAGUCGAGACAAAGUGGCGGAAAGGGGGGCACCAUGAAGGGAAACACUUCCGCCAACGCCUUCCGCAAAAUGCGGCUGUAUGCUUUGGGUGAAAAAUCGCAGGCCAAGUCGAAUAUGAACGUGGACUUUUGCGCAGAUUUCAUUCCGGUAGACUAUCCAGAUAUUCGGCAAUCGCGUCUUGCUUUCAAGAAACUCAUUAGAGCCUGCAUGCCUUCCCACAACACCAAUGAGGCAGAUGGCCAGAGUUUCGCGAAGAUGGUGGAACAGUCCGACUGGCUGCAGCAAAUCUCCUCGCUGAUGCAACUGUCCGGUGCCGUGGUGGACCUAAUCGACCUGCAGGAGAGCAGUGUCAUGUUGUCCCUGGAAGAUGGCUCCGAUGUGACCACCCAACUGAGCUCAAUCGCCCAACUCUGCCUGGAUCCAUACUAUAGAAGCCUGGAUGGCUUCCGGGUGCUGGUGGAAAAGGAGUGGCUGGCAUUCGGACACCGCUUCGCUCAUCGCAGUAACCUAAAGCCUUCGCAUGCCAACACGAACAUAGCUUUUGCACCGACUUUCCUACAGUUUUUGGAUGUCGUCCACCAGCUACAGCUGCAGUUCCCAAUGGCCUUCGAGUUCAAUGACUUCUAUCUGAGAUUCCUGGCCUACCAUUCGGUGUCCUGUAGGUUUCGUACGUUUCUUUUCGACUGCGAAUUCGAAAGAUCGGACUCGGGCAUCGCCGCCAUGGAGGACAAGCGGGGCACUCUGAACGCCAACAUGUUCGGAGGAGGUGGCUCGGACGACGAGUGCAAUGUGUAUCCGAUGGACAUGAGAGCACCGCGCACUCCCGCUCCCCUAAACCGCAUUGGGCACUCCAUAUUCGACUAUAUCGAGCGCCAACACAACAAGACUCCAAUAUUUUACAAUUUCCUAUACUCCGGCGGCAAGGACACCGUCCUGCGACCGCAAAACAGUGUGGCUGCCUUGGACCUGUGGAGGUACUACACCAACGAGGAGCUGGCCCAGGGUCCGCCGUAUGAUCUGGAAGUUACCACCGUGGACGAUGAAGUCGACCUGUCCGAGUUGAAGGGCAAGCGCAUGGUAAUCUCCUCCGGCUACGAUAACCUCGAGAAGUACAAUCCCAAUGCCUAUGUGUGCCUGCUGAGCGAGGUCAAGCAGGCGGAAACGGAGCGGGGGCACUUGCCCCAGAAAUGGCUGCAGGUGUGGAACAAUCUGGAGGUGCCGAAGCUGGAGCCGAUAGUCUCCCACAACUCGUCGCUCGGCGACAUCUACGUGCAGGCGCAUCAGCACAAACGCUCAACGCUUGAUAUAAUCAUGAAGGGCAGGCUGGCGGGAUAUCAGGAUAAGUACUUCCAUCCGCAUCGGUUUGAGAAGCAUCCCUACACCACUCCGACGAACUGCAACCACUGCACCAAGAUGCUGUGGGGUCCGGUGGGAUACCGCUGCAUGGACUGUGGCAAUUCCUACCACGAAAAGUGCACGGAGCUCUCGAUGAAGAACUGCACCAAGUACAAGGCCAUUGACGGAACAGUGGGGCCCCCAAAUGUGAACAUGUCGCAGGGCGACACCGCUAGCAUAGCCUCCAGUGCCGCCACCACUGCACGCACUUCAAGCCAUCACUUCUACAACCAGUUUAGCAGCAAUGUUGCCGAGAAUCGGACGCACGAGGGGCACCUUUACAAACGUGGGGCUUUGCUCAAAGGGUGGAAGCAACGCUGGUUUGUCCUGGACUCGAUUAAGCACCAGCUUCGUUACUAUGACACAUCCGAGGAUACCGCACCCAAAGGCAUUAUUGAACUGGCCGAGGUACAAUCGGUGACUCCGGCACAACCUGCACAAAUUGGCGCAAAAGGCGUGGAUGAUAAAGGAUUUUUUGACCUGAAGACGUCAAAGCGCACAUACAACUUCUAUGCGGUUAAUGCUAACCUGGCACAGGAAUGGAUCGAAAAGUUGCAGGCUUGUUUGCAAUAGACAGUGAAGCAUCUUCCGAAUUCGAUCCCGAAUCCGAAUUUCGUUUAUUUUCCUCCUUUCCAUAUACUUUUCUAAAUGCCCAUCCGAAAGUUUCGUUGUAGUAAAAACCAGUAUCUUUAUACUAAUAUGUAUUAAUAUGAAUCUGUGGCUUUGUGUAUCAUAUCGUAGCUAAACCUAUUGCAUACCUUAGCGUUUCCUUAGUUGAUUUGAUUUGAGAAAUCGCAAGCAACCAUUAACUUAGAUGUAGCAACAAUUAUGCCAAGCAACAAGCAAACGUUAGUUAAUGAAUGAAAUCCACUCUGUAAAUGUGAAUGUAAAGAAACUAUAAAAUGAUGUGAUUAUACAUAUAUGAAAAGAAACAAAAUCCGACUAUAUGAUAAAUUAACGAUAAUAUGAGAUGAUGAUGAUGCCACGCCCGCAAACUUUUUAUAUACAUUUUUUUAUAUACAUAUAUAUAUAUAAAUAUAUCCCUACGCAUACAGAACUAUAUAGGAUUAUAGUAAAUGUACCAAAGAUUAUUCCACCUUUGUUGCGCAAUGAAAAUGCAUUUCUCGGUUGCUUCCUUUAAACUAAACCCUAUUAAUCCACGCUUUCCUUUAUUUAUACACACUACAUGGUAAUCAAUAUAAUACAUACGUUUAAUGCAAUUAUUUGUGGCUUACAAACGAUAAUAUACAUAUUUAAACAAA
This is a messenger RNA of Drosophila bipectinata, 6759 nucleotides long. RefSeq names its product SET domain binding factor (gene Sbf). Gene Ontology annotation, molecular function: guanyl-nucleotide exchange factor activity. The record is from RefSeq and is a predicted model, not a curated record. NCBI's taxonomy places the organism in Eukaryota, Metazoa, Arthropoda, Insecta, Diptera, Drosophilidae. Gene Ontology annotation, cellular component: membrane; cytoplasm.